Sparassis crispa is the source of this 624-nucleotide messenger RNA. RefSeq lists its product as hypothetical. The record is from RefSeq and is a predicted model, not a curated record. The transcript has 3 exons. Bases 1 to 624 code for a protein of 207 amino acids. NCBI's taxonomy places the organism in Eukaryota, Fungi, Basidiomycota, Agaricomycetes, Polyporales, Sparassidaceae.
AUGCUGGUUGAUGACGCGUGGACAGACUUUCAAUCCAAGAAAAAGAAGGGUCGCGCGUUGUACACGCUUUUGCAAAAACUGAAGCAGUCCAGAGAUCAUGCAGAGUUCUUGCAAGACGAGUUGGCAAUGGCAGAUGUCGAGACCCGCUUGAGCGAAUUGGAGCAGAUCUUGAGUGAAGCCGGCAAGGCACUCAGAUCCGGAGCCGAGCCCAAGUCCAGGAGGACAGGUCGAUCACGCUGCCCUGUUAUCAACUUGGUGACUCUGGAGGAGCUUGAAGCUGUCUAUCGGGAAUAUGUCGAAGCCUUCAUUGAUGGCCCCAUGAGGGUGGAAAUGGAUAUAUCUGCUGGGACAGAAAUUGACACAUUCCAGGAGGAUCUGUCAGGUGAGAUCAGCAAUGACCUCAGCGUAAUGAUGGAGCUAGGCAUGUCUUGUGAGGAGCUGAUGAACCAAAUGGGCUUGAAGGGGGAAGUCCUUCCUUUCAUGUACAAGGUGAAGAAUAAGCUUCCCUACUUGAUCUGGACGGUGGGCAAAUCCCCGCAUGACGUUCAUGCUAAGCUUCACGAUAUGGGAGAGCUGAGGAGACAACUGAGCGGGUCCUCAGAGUGGGAGGACCUUACCCUGUGA